CCCGGCUGGGCCCUGCCCCUGGGCUGUCACUCUCGGCCUCGCGAUGUCCCGCCGGAAGCCUGCCUCUGGCAUUGCUGGUGCAGCCGGCCCCGCCUCUGCAAGACAAGCGGUUUUGAGCAGAUUCUUCCACUCUUCAGGAAGCCUGAAAUCCACCUCCUCUCCCGCCGGCGCAGCCGACAAGGCGGACCCCGACUCUGACUCCGCAGCGCCCCUAGCGUCCUCUUUCCCGCCUCAGUUGCCGCCACAAUUGGUUGCAGAAGCUGACAGAAGUAAAAAGAGACCACUGGAGAAUGAUGGGCCUGUUAAAAAGAAAGCAAAGAAAGUCCAAGAAAAGGAAGGAGGAAGUGAUUCAGUAAUGUCUGAGAUCCCUGAGCCAAAGAAAUGUCUGAGGACCAAGAUUGUUUUAAAGUCUCUGGAAAAAUUGAAAGAAUUCUGCCGCGAUUCUGCCCUUCCUCAAAAUAGAGCCCAGACAGAGCCUCUUAAGGAGAGAUUUGCAGUUCUACCAAAGUGUACUGAUUUUGACGAUAUCAGUCAUCUGCGUGCAAAGAAUGCAGUUUCUUCUGAAGAUUCCAAAUCUAAAACUAGUCGAAAGGAUAAGACACUUUUUGAUCUCAGCCAUUCUGGAGCAUCAUCACCUGGGAGUUAUGAAAACUUACAGAAGACUUCUGAUUCUAAGCCAUCUAACAAACGGACCAAGAGCAUCUACACGCCGUUAGAAUUACAAUACAUGGAAAUGAAGCAGCAGCAGAAAGAUGCCAUUUUGUGUGUGGAAUGUGGAUAUAAGUAUAGAUUCUUUGGGGAAGAUGCAGAGAUUGCAGCCCGGGAGCUCAAUAUUUAUUGCCAUUUAGAUCACAACUUUAUGACGGCAAGCAUACCCACCCACAGACUGUUUGUUCAUGUCCGCCGCCUUGUGGCAAAGGGGUAUAAGGUGGGAGUUGUGAAGCAAACUGAAACAGCAGCGUUAAAGGCCAUUGGGGACAACAAAAGUUCUCUCUUUUCCCGGAAAUUGACUGCUCUUUAUACGAAAUCUACACUUAUUGGAGAAGAUGUGAAUCCUCUAGUCAAGCUAGAUGAUGCUGUAAAUGUCGAUGAGAUAACGACUGAUACUUCUACAAGCUAUCUUCUGUGUAUCUGUGAAAAUAAGGAAAAUGUUAAAGACAAAAAAAAGGGGAACAUUUUCAUUGGAAUCGUGGGAGUGCUGCCUGCCACAGGUGAGGUUGUGUUUGAUAGUUUCCAGGACUCUGCUUCCCGUUCAGAGCUGGAAACUCGGAUAUUGAGCCUACAGCCUGUGGAGCUGCUGCUUCCAUCAGACUUGUCGGAGCAAACAGAGAUGCUCAUCCAGAGAGCCACGGCUGUUAGUGUGCGGGAUGACAGAAUUCGAGUAGAAAGGAUGGAUAACACGUAUUUUGAAUACAGUCAUGCUUUCCAGGUGGUUACAGAGUUUUAUGCAAAAGAUGUAGUUGACAUCAAAGGUUCUCAAAGUUUUUCUGGCAUCAUUAACUUGGAAAAGCCUGUGAUUUGUUCUUUGGCUGCCAUAAUAAGAUACCUCAAAGAUUUUAACUUGGAAAAGGUGCUUUCCAAACCCAAGAAUUUUAAACAGUUGUCUGGUGAAAUGGAAUUUAUGACAAUUAAUGGAACAACAUUAAGGAAUCUUGAAAUCCUACAGAAUCAGACUGAUAUGAAAACCAAAGGAAGUUUACUUUGGGUUUUAGACCAUACUAAAACUUCAUUUGGGAGACGGAAGUUAAAGAAAUGGGUGACCCAGCCACUCCUUAAAUUAAGGGAAAUAAAUGCUCGACUUGAUGCUGUAUCUGAGGUUCUCUAUUCAGAAUCCAGUGUGUUUGGUCAGAUAGAAAAUCAUCUCCGUAAAUUGCCCGACAUAGAGAGAGGACUCUGUAGCAUUUACCACAAAAAGUGUUCUACCCAAGAGUUCUUCUUGAUUGUCAAAACCCUGUAUCACCUGAAGUCGGAAUUUCAAGCAUUGAUACCUGCUGUUAAUACCCAAGUUCACUCUGACUUGCUCCGGACAUUUAUUUUAGAAAUUCCUGAACUUCUCAGUCCGGUGGAGCGUUACUUAAAGAUACUUAAUGAGCAAGCUGCCAAAAUUGGGGAUAAAACUGAAUUAUUCAAAGACCUUUCAGACUUCCCUUUAAUAAAACAGAGGAAGGAUGAAAUUCAAGAAGUUACUGACAAGAUCCAAAUACAUUUGCAAGAAAUACGAAAAAUAAUAAAAAAUCCUUCUGCACAGUAUGUGACAGUAUCAGGACAAGAGUUUCUGAUUGAAAUAAAGAAUUCUGCUAUAUCUUGUAUACCAACUGAUUGGGUUAAGGUUGGAAGCACAAAAGCUGUGAGCCGCUUUCAUUCUCCUUUUGUUGUAGAAAAUUACCCGCAUCUGAAUCAGCUCCGGGAGCAGCUGGUCCUUGACUGCAGUGCGGAAUGGCUUGAGUUUCUAGAGAAUUUCAGUGAACAUUAUCACUCCUUGUGUAAAGCAGUACAUCACCUAGCAACUGUUGACUGCAUUUUCUCCCUGGCCAAGGUCGCUAAGCAAGGAGACUACUGCAGACCAACUCUACAAGAAGAAAGGAAAAUCGUAAUAAAAAGUGGCCGGCACCCUGUGAUUGACGUGUUGCUGGGAGAACAGGAUCAGUAUGUUCCCAAUAGUACAAAUUUAUCAGGAGACUCAGAGAGAGUAAUGAUAAUUACUGGACCAAACAUGGGUGGAAAGAGCUCCUACAUAAAACAAGUUGCAUUGAUUACUAUCAUGGCUCAGAUUGGCUCCUAUGUUCCUGCAGAGGAAGCAACACUUGGAAUUGUGGAUGGCAUUUUCACGAGGAUGGGUGCUGCAGAUAAUAUAUAUAAAGGGCGGAGUACAUUUAUGGAAGAACUGACUGACACAGCAGAAAUAAUAAGAAAAGCAACGUCACAGUCCCUGGUUAUCUUGGAUGAAUUAGGAAGAGGGACGAGCACACAUGAUGGAAUUGCCAUUGCUUAUGCUACACUUGAGCAUUUUAUUAGAGAUGUGAAAUGCUUAACCCUGUUUGUCACCCAUUAUCCGCCAGUUUGUGAAUUAGAAAGAAGUUAUUCACAGCAGGUGGGGAAUUACCACAUGGGAUUCUUGGUCAACGAGGAUGAAAGCAAACCAGAUCCAGGUGUAGGCGAAGAAGUCCCUGAUUUUGUCACUUUUCUUUAUCAAAUAACCAGAGGAAUUGCAGCAAGGAGUUAUGGACUAAAUGUGGCUAAACUAGCAGAUGUUCCUGGAGAAAUUUUAAAGAAAGCAGCUAGCAAGUCCAAAGAACUGGAAGGAUUAGUCAAUAUGAAAAGGAAAAGGCUAAAGUGUUUUGCGAAGUUAUGGACGAUAAAUGAUGCAGAAGCCCUGGAAAAGUGGACAGACGAGUUUGAAACAGAAGAAAUUACAGACUUCUCUUCCUGAUUAAAAUGAAGACUACAUUUUUUAACAAAAAUAGAGAAUUAAAAAUAUCAACUGUACAAAACUCUCCAGUAACGACCCAUCUUUGUGUGAUGUGAGCGUAAACCGUGACCCUGGUAAUGCCUGUUGGAAACAGAGAGGCUUCUGUGUAGAAAGCCUGUUUCAGGUUCUUGUCAUCCUGACUUUUAAAAGUAUGAACGCUUUUGAAUACUGAGACUUCUCUUAUGUAAUUAGAAAAUUUCAUGGACGGUAAGCUGCACAUAAAAUCAAAAACAUCUAAAUAAAGCCUAAAGUGGUAAAAUACAGUUAAUAAACUUUUAAAGAAUGAUAUAAAAAUUAAUUCAUAUUUUUAUUUGUUUCAGUUUAGAUAAUCUGCAACUGGGUGAAAUGUCUGGCAGGAAUAUACCUUUUAAUUUGAACUAAAAUAAUUUUAUAAUGGCACCAGUUUAUUCACUAUGAGCAUAAGAAUUUUUGGUAAGAAAUAGAAAGAAUUAUCAAGCUUUUAGAAAUAGAGCACAGAAAGAAUAAGAUCAUAUGAAAUUUGAAAAGUUAAAUAUUGUCAUAGUUUUAAGCAACUUAACCAUUGUUGGAUGAAAUUGUCAUUCAUUCAAGUAGUAAACAUUUAAUGAAUACUUGCUAUAAAUUACAAUUUUUCCUGUUGAAUUUUGGGAUUUUCAACUAUCUGGCAAUUAUUACUUUUUAGGGUUAAUUAUGGAACCAAGAUUCCGCUCCUACAAAAUACACGGAAUCGAGCUUAUUCAUUUUGGACCUUUCUAUUAACCAGUGUAGCAAGUGUGCGAUCUCCCCACUAUUGGACCUUACAGUGUUGUUGACUCAUAAUAGCGCUCCCUCCCUGCCUGUUUAGGGUGACACGUGCUAGGCCAUUCUCUGAGUUUCUUACAGCACUGGCUUCUCAUAUCUGUGUGCUUUUUGUUUCUAAAUAUAUGAUCUUGCAUGAAGGCUCUCCAUCCAGUUUCCCACCCAUUUAUUAUUCUUGCUCAGUUAAGUGUCUUCCCUGCAUUUGAUGGACAUAUUUCUAAUUCCUUCUGUAGAUUAUUUCCUCAGUGGCCCUCACAGUGACCGCUGGACACAGGAGUCAACAUAGUCUCCCCAUGCUGAUGAAGAGUGCUUGGACACUUCACUGUGGA
This is a messenger RNA of Ceratotherium simum simum (southern white rhinoceros), 4575 nucleotides long. Lineage: Eukaryota; Metazoa; Chordata; Mammalia; Perissodactyla; Rhinocerotidae. The record is from RefSeq and is a predicted model, not a curated record.